This is a messenger RNA of Pteronotus mesoamericanus, 2083 nucleotides long. It is a transcript of the gene OASL, whose product is annotated as 2'-5'-oligoadenylate synthetase like. Gene Ontology annotation, molecular function: double-stranded RNA binding; protein binding; nucleotidyltransferase activity. Bases 3 to 1550 code for a protein of 515 amino acids. The transcript is spliced from 6 exons. NCBI's taxonomy places the organism in Eukaryota, Metazoa, Chordata, Mammalia, Chiroptera, Mormoopidae. The record is from RefSeq and is a predicted model, not a curated record. Gene Ontology annotation, biological process: regulation of ribonuclease activity; negative regulation of viral genome replication; defense response to virus. Gene Ontology annotation, cellular component: nucleoplasm; membrane; cytosol.
AGAUGGCACUGUCUCCGGAGCUGUAUGGCACCCCUGCCUCCAAGUUGGACUCCUUCGUGGCUCAGUGGCUGCAGCCCAGCAGGGAGUGGAAAGAAGAUGUGCUGGAGGCUGUGCAGACCGUGGAGCAGUUCCUGAGGGAAGAGACCUUCCAGGGGGAAUGUGGGCUGGACCAGGGGGUGCAAGUGCUGAAGACGGUGAAGGUGGGCUCCUUUGGGAACGGCACAGUGCUCAGGAGCAACGCGGAGGUGGAGCUGGUGGUGUUUCUGAGCUGUUUCCGCAGCUUCCAGCAGGAGGCCAAGCACCACGAAGCUGUUCUGAGAAUGAUAUGGAAGAAGUUGUGGACUUGUCAGGACUUGCUGGCCCUUGGGCUCGAGGUCUUGGGGCUGACGCAGGGAGUCCCCGAUGCUCUCGUCUUCACCAUCCAGACCAGGGGGACUGCGGAGCCUGUGACUGUCACCAUCGUGCCUGCCUACAGAGCCCUGGGGCCUUCUGUUCCCAAAUCUCAGCCACACCCUGAGAUCUAUGUGAGUCUCAUCAGAGCCGGUGGUUACCCUGGAAAUUUCUCGCCCUCCUUCUGCGAGCUGCAGAGAAACUUCGUGAAACAUCGGCCAACCAAGCUGAAGAGCCUCUUGCGGCUGGUCAAGCACUGGUAUCUGCAGUAUGUGAAAGCCAAGUGCCCCAGGGCCAUGUUGCCCCCUCUCUACGCCCUUGAACUACUGACAAUCUACGCCUGGGAAAUGGGGACCCUGGAGGAUGAGAGCUUCAGGCUGGACGAAGGCUUCACCACUGUGAUGGAACUGCUGCAGGACUACGAGCUGCUCUGCAUCUACUGGACCAAGCACUACACAUUCCAAAACCCAGUCAUCGAGGACUGUGUCAGAAAACUGCUCCAAAAAGACAGGCCCAUCAUCCUGGAUCCGGCUGACCCUACCCGCAAUGUGGCGGAAGGGUACAGAUGGGACAUAGUGGCUCAGAGGGCCAACCAGUGCCUGAAGCAGGACUGUUGCUAUGACAACAGGGAGAAUCCAGUCACCAGCUGGGAUGUGAAGAAGGCACGAGACAUCCAGGUGACAGUGGAGCAGUGGGGUUACCCAGAUUUUUGCCUCAUGGUGAACCCGUAUGAGCCCAUAAAGAAAGUUAAGGAGAAGAUCCGGCGGAGCCAGGGCUGCUCUGGCCUGCAGCGUCUGUCCUUCCAGAAACCCAAUGGCAAGCGGCAGCUCCUCGGCAGCCGCAGCUCCCUGGCCGAUUUCGGGAUCUUCUCCAACACUCGCAUCUGUCUGCUGGAGACCAUCACCCCCGAGAUCCAGGUCUUUGUGACGAAUCUGGAGGGUGGGAGCCAUGCCUAUGCCAUCGACCCCAACAGCUUCGUCCUGGGCCUGAAACAGCAGAUAGAAGACAAGCAGGGGAUACUCAGAAAACAGCAACAGCUGGAGUUCCGAGGUCAGGUCCUGCAGGAUUGGUCGGCCUUUGGGAGCUAUGGUAUUGAGGACAGCGACACACUCCUCCUCUCCGAGAAGAAAGCCAGAAAGCCUCCAUAUCUUCCCCACUAGUUUCUUCUGGGAAACCUAUCUGUGCAGUUCUGCCUUCUCAUCUGGGACUCUUCCUAUCAGUCACUUCUUCUAGCUCUCUGCUGGCGAGGUCCUGUUUUCACACCCUUUGUUAAGAGUUAUUGUACCCUUCCCUUCUAGUGGAGGUAUAAGGAGGAGUGUGAAAGAUUAGGUACGCAAAUGACCAGACCAUAUAUGACAAGAGAAUUCUGACCCACAACCUCUAUAGCCACCAGUUUGGGAAGCCAAACCACCACCUGUGCAGCAACCAACCCAAAACUGUCAGGACUUGGUCAAUAACUGCCAGCUUCCCUAAUCCUCCCCUACCCCUUCCAACUCAGGACCAACCAGAGAAAGCCAAGUAAGCCGUCUAACAGUCACGUAGGAUGAUGUCCUGCCUCUGGAUUGCCCGCCUCCAGCUUCCCUCUGCCACCAACUUCAAUCAGGGCACACCUGAGGCCUUCUUGACUUCCCACCAUAAAAUUUCCCCAUUGCCUGUGUUUGAGUCUCUGCCAAAGGCAGGGGAUGUUGGCUGA